AGAAAUUUGGUAAUUCAGCCUCUUAUCUUAAUUACGAGAUAAUUUAUUGAUAUAAAUCGAACACUUCAAUUAAUAAAAAGCUAAAAUUAAAGGAAUUUAAGAAAUUAGUACUCGUUAGUGAUGCAACAUAAGUAAUUCAUGUGAAAGCAUUGCUGAGCGUGUAGAGGUUAGGAGGACAUCUGUCAUGGUUCAAAGAGUUGGAGCGACAAAAAUUUUUAUUUAUCAAAUGAUCUGAAGAUCGUGGAGCAAUUAGUGAUUUGAUUAGUAAUGGGUCUGCUAACGGUACUGAAAAAGUUGAAGCAGAAAGAGAAAGAGAUGCGGAUCUUGAUGUUGGGCUUGGACAAUGCGGGCAAAACAACGGUGUUAAAAAGACUCAAUGGCGAGCCGAUAGACACUAUAUCCCCCACGCUUGGCUUUAACAUCAAGACGUUGGAGCAUCGUGGAUACAAGCUCAAUAUAUGGGACGUUGGUGGACAAAAAUCAUUGCGUUCAUACUGGCGAAAUUACUUCGAGUCUACAGACGGGCUUGUCUGGGUAAUAGACAGCGCGGACAGAAGGAGAUUGGAUGAUUGUAAAACGGAAUUGUACAAGCUCCUGCAAGAGGAGAGGCUGGAGGGUGCGAGUCUCCUUGUGUUCGCCAACAAGCAAGACAUGCCUGGUGCGUUAUCCGCCUCUGACAUAGCAGAAAUUCUGGAGUUACCUAAUAUAAAGACUCAUCACUGGCAGAUCUAUAAGUGCUCCGCUGUGACAGGUGAAAAUCUAGUGGAUGGUAUCAAUUGGAUCGUUGACGAUAUUGCAGCGAGAAUAUUUUAUAUAGAAUAAAUCAGAGUUAAGUAUUAACGCUAUAUACAAAUAUUGUUUACCUCAUUUUAUGUAUAGAAAAAGCGCUUGAUAAAUUUUUGCAAUCACACUUAUACUGUAGUUUGAAUUGUGAAUACACGAUAUGUGUAUAAUACAGUAUUGUAAGGAGAUUCUAAAAUUGUUUUCAUUUAUUUAUUGUACAAUAAAUAACGAAUAUCU
Messenger RNA from Ooceraea biroi (clonal raider ant), 1020 nucleotides. RefSeq names its product ADP ribosylation factor-like 2 (gene Arl2). Gene Ontology annotation, molecular function: GTP binding; GTPase activity. The record is from RefSeq and is a predicted model, not a curated record. NCBI's taxonomy places the organism in Eukaryota, Metazoa, Arthropoda, Insecta, Hymenoptera, Formicidae.